This is a messenger RNA of Clonostachys rhizophaga, 1332 nucleotides long. NCBI's taxonomy places the organism in Eukaryota, Fungi, Ascomycota, Sordariomycetes, Hypocreales, Bionectriaceae. The record is from the annotation of a GenBank genome assembly.
AUGGAGUUUAUAAUCAAAUUUGCCCAAACACAUGAGACGUUCAGGGUAGCUGAGAUAGAAUCCCUGGCCGUGGUAGAGAAACUAGAUCUCAAGAUCAUCGAAUACGACGCCGAUUCCCCGAUAUGCGUUGUUCAGCUACCCUCUGUCGAGGCCGCCAAGCGCCUCAUUAAACGCUCAAUCCUCGCCCAGUCUAUCCACGAGCUCUGGGGACAGGGCCUGACGCUCGACGACCUCCACGAGUCCGUCAAGAAGAACUCCCCGCACUUAUGGCCGCAGUACAAGAUGGCCUGCUUCAAGUUCGACGUGGACGCCUACCGAGGCGCCCACACCUCCAAGGGCAGGCUGGGCAUUAUCAACACGUUCGCCUACCUCCCCUUCGAGGGCCCCAUCAGCCUCUCCAAACCGGACGAGGUCUUCACCGUCUUCGAGCAGUGGAAGCACAACAGCGUACCGCUGGGUGUCGAGUUCCCCGACAAGGUCUGGAUGGGCCGGUUCCUGGCCGACUCGGCUCGCGACCUCGUCCUUAGAUACGACCUCAAGAAGCGCGACUACAUCUCGACCACCAGCAUGGACUCGGAGCUGGCCCUUAUCACGGCCAACAUCUCCCUCGCCGCCCCCGGGAAGAUGUUCUACGACCCAUUUGCCGGGACGGGUUCCUUCCCCGUCGCAUGCGCGCACUUUGGGGCCAUGACCUGGGGGAGCGACAUUGACGGGCGCAGCAUGCGCGGCGAUGGUGGGAAGAAGAGCUUGUAUGGGAACUUUGAGCAGUACGGCCUACGGCCUGGGUUCGGCGACGUCUUCACCUGUGAUAUGACGAACUCACCCAUCAGACGGGUUCCCAUGUGGGAUGGCAUCGUGGCAGACCCCCCAUAUGGCGUCCGGGAAGGUCUGAGAGUGCUUGGCCUCAAGGACCCAGAGAAGACGCCCUGGCUGAUCGAGGCAGGCAUCAAAAAGGGGAAGGAUCCUGAUUACGUACCGCCCAAGAAGCCGUAUAGUUUUCUAGCCAUGUUGGACGACAUCCUGGUAUUCGCUUCCGACACCCUGGUGGAGAAUGGCCGAGUAUCGUUCUGGAUGCCUACAGCCAACGACGAGGAUCAAGAGAUCCCGAUGCCCACCCAUCCUUGUCUGGAGACGGUCUCGGUGUGUGUCCAGGCCUUCUACAAAUGGUCACGGCGACUCAUCACAUAUCGUCGUAUUCCGAACCGCGAGGUGUCGCAGGCUGCUCUCGAAGCGUAUGCGGCGCGCCAGAAGGUGGUCAACACCGGCACAUCGGCAGACGACCUCAAUCCCUUCCGGAAUGGUUAUUUCAAGGGUUUUAAGACUGACGAAUAG